ACUCCAUUUCCCAGAGCGCCCCGCGGACGGCAACUCCCAUCUUCCACAGCACCCGGCGCCCAUCCCCCUGCGCCUACCGGACCGGACGCUUGGGCCUGUCCCCCGCGCCGUGGGCGGCGGCUUUGCCCGGACGGCUUGGUGGUCUCGGCGGCGGCGCGAUGGACAGUCCCGAGGUCACCUUCACGCUGGCCUACUUGGUGUUCGCCGUGUGCUUCGUGUUCACGCCCACCGAGUUCCACUUGGCCGGGCUCACGGUGCAGAACCUGCUGUCGGGCUGGCUGGGCAGCGAGGACGCUGCCUUCGUGCCCUAUCACCUGCGCCGCACGGCUGCCACGCUGCUGUGCCACUCGCUGCUGCCGCUGGGCUACUACAUGGGCAUGUGCUUUGCAGCCUCGGAGAAGCGGCUCUACUCCCCUAGCCAGGCCCCUGAGGCCUGGCAGCUCUACCUCCUGCUGGCGGUGACCCUGCCCACCAUCGCUUGCACCCUCAUCUACUACUGGUCCUGGGACCGGUGGGCCCGCCACCCGCUGGCCCGCACCCUGGCCCUCUAUGCCCUCCCACAGUCAGGCUGGCGGGCUGUUGCUUCCUCGGUUAACACUGAGUUCCGGAGGAUUGACAAGUUUGCCACCGGGGCACCGGGUGCCCGUGUGAUCGUGACGGACACGUGGGUGAUAAAGGUGACCACAUACCGUGUGCACGUGGCCCAGCAGCAGGAUGUGCACCUGACCGUGACAGAGUCACAGCAGCAUGAGCUGUCGCCGGACUCGAACCUGCCUGUGCAGCUCCUCACCAUCCGUGUGGCCAGUGCCAGCCCUGCCGUGCAGGCCUUCGACAUCCGGCUGAACUCCACGGAGUAUGGUGAGCUGUGUGAGAAGCUACGGGCACCCAUCCGCAGCGCAGCCCACGUGGUCAUCCGCCAGAGCCUGAAUGACCUCUUCCUGGAUACGUUUGCCUCCCUGGUGGACGCCAACCCGGCCUACUCGGUCCCCAGCAGCCAGGAGCUGGAGGCAUGCAUUGGCUGCAUGCAGACACGUGCCAGUGUGAAGCUGGUGAAGACUUGCCAGGAAGCAGCUGACGGCGAGUGCCAGCAGUGCUACUGCCGCCCCAUGUGGUGUCUCAUCUGCAUGGGCAAGUGGUUCGCAAGCCGCCAGGACCCGCAGCACCCUGAAACCUGGCUGGCCAGCCGCGUGCCCUGCCCCACUUGCCGUGCACGCUUCUGCAUUCUGGACGUGUGCACCGUGCGCUGAGUUGGCCAGCCCUGCCAGGGCCCCCACUGCUGCCUCCAGGCCGGGGCUCCCCUAGCUGCAGGAGGGUGAGGGCUUUCAUUCAGAAAGGAAGUUCUCAGCUGAAGCUCUGGCAGCCGCAGUGGGCUGGGUCUUCAGCGCCCCUGCCUCCUGUUUCCCACUUCUCCGGGUACGGCUGUGUGCCCGUCACAGAGAACACGGCCUUGGGCCCAUCUCCAGAGUAUUCCGGGGGCCCCUGAGCUGUCUUUUCGGAGGACCUGGGGUGUGCCACCGAUGGCCCUAACUUGGGCCACUUGCCUUAAUUUUAUGGAGCACAUGUGCCCCCCGGUUACACGCCAGACUUAGUUUCAUUCAAGACCAGCUAUGGUCAGUCCUACUUUUGUUCUCAAGCUGGCUGCUGGCCUCACGGAAGCUGCUCUGAGGACCUUAGGCAGACUGACAGUGGAGACGAGACCUGGGGUGCCACUCCAGGGUGAGAGCACUGCCUGGGGUUUCCUGGUGGCUGGUUUUGGGUGAGGUGGCCCCUACCUGCUCCCUGCCCAGGGAGACCCCAGGCUUCCUAUAGGCCUGGGAGAGGGACUGGCUGCUCCCUUAGCUGUGUGCUUGUGGGGGCCACCUAUCCCCUGGAGGGGUAUGCGCCUAUGUGCCUUCUGCUGCCCCUGAGAGUCCAGGAAAAGGCCAAGCUUCAGGUUCUCUGCUGGGGGGCACUGACCUGAAGAGCAAGCACCACAGUGACACCCUACAUCUACAACAGACCUGUCAGGAUGCAGCACAUGGCUGGCCACAGCCCCACAGGGUCCAUCUGGUUUAGAAGGGGGCAGGCCCAGUGAUCAAGGUACUGAUGGGUGUCUUACCAUUUCCUGGCGGUGCAGGUGGGGAUGGGGGAGGCCUGUGCCAGGCCCUAGGUCCAGCUCUCAACAGGCACGGCUGCUGGAACCCUCACACUUGGCUCUAAGUUCCCUAAAACUGGCUAUUUGAAGAGUUCUGGUCCCAGCUGGUCUCACUCACCCAAGGCCAUACUAUGCCCUGGGGAUUUGGGAGCAGAGAAUUUGUGGGCCCCUGGAGUGCUGAGCAGAUGGGGAAACGGGAGUGGGGAGCAGCUAGAAGCCUUGCGCUGCCUCAGCCUGGAGUUUCAUGUGCUGCCAAGGGAGGGCUGGUAUGGGCUUUUGCUACAAAAGAAAGUUACUUAGUUUUAUAAAGAGAAGCCUUAUUGUAGCUAAGUGAUAUUAGUGUCUAAUAAAAGUGUUAGCCUCAAGUUA
Messenger RNA from Hipposideros armiger (great roundleaf bat), 2503 nucleotides. RefSeq names its product transmembrane protein 129, E3 ubiquitin ligase (gene TMEM129). Bases 159 to 1247 code for a protein of 362 amino acids. Gene Ontology annotation, biological process: protein ubiquitination. The transcript is spliced from 4 exons. Lineage: Eukaryota; Metazoa; Chordata; Mammalia; Chiroptera; Hipposideridae. The record is from RefSeq and is a predicted model, not a curated record. Gene Ontology annotation, cellular component: endoplasmic reticulum; membrane. Gene Ontology annotation, molecular function: ubiquitin protein ligase activity.